GCGGAGGUGUCAGCGCAAAAUUCACGUUACCUGAGGGUGAAGCCCAGAAGAGGAGGAAGAUUAAAGAAAACAAGUCAGGCAUGGCUCUUUCUCAGACACAGUUGACCAUCGAGGAUGUGGACAUUAAGUUCACUCCAGAGGAGUGGGAAUGCCUCGACCCUGCUCAGAGGGCCUUGUACUGGGAUGUGAUGGAGGAGACCUACAGGAACCUGCUGUCUGUGGAUAUGUCUCAAAUGCAUAUGGUCAAGAAAUUACAAGGAACAAGAAACAGUGGAAAAGGAGAAAUUACUCAAAAAGUGAUGUUGGGAAGAGCUGAAAGCCAUGAAAUCAAAGAUGACUUCCUCGGGAAGAUACAGGAAGCUAUGCAUGAUUUUGAGAGUCUGUGGACAGAACUGUGAAGACUCGUGUCACCUGAGGAAGAAGCCCAGAAGAGGAGGAUGGUGAAAGAAAACAUGUCAGGAAUGGCUCUUUCUUGGGCACAGUUGACCUUCAAGGAUGUGUUCAUAGAUUUCACUCCUGAUGAGUGGGAAUGCCUGGACCCUGCCCAGAGGACCUUGUACAAGGA
Messenger RNA from Odocoileus virginianus texanus, 565 nucleotides. NCBI's taxonomy places the organism in Eukaryota, Metazoa, Chordata, Mammalia, Artiodactyla, Cervidae. The record is from RefSeq and is a predicted model, not a curated record.